AUUCGUCGAUUAUCUUCCCUCUUCAAAACAACAAACAAACGAAAACAAAAACGAAGCAGAAAUAGAGACAAAGAAAGAAAUAUUCAGCUCAACUUUAGCCGAGCCAAAUGGACAUAUGGCAGAAAGCGCGAAGCUUUGCGGAGGAAGCGGCGCGGCGGUCGCAGGAGCUGACGAAAGAAGCCGCGAAGCGAUCCUCCGAGCUGACCGUCGCCUCCUCGAAGCUUUCGGACAUUGUAUCAGAAGCGUCGAAGCGGUCAAAGGAGAUCGCAGCCGGGGCUUCAAAGCGAGCGGAGCAGAUCAAAAUUGAAGCCGUCAAACGAGCCGACCAGAUCAAGUCUCUUGCUGAAAACAUCGCGCCUGCUGGUGUGCUCCCGCCACAGCAGCAACAGGAGGAGGAUGUGGUGAGGUUUGGAAUCACCGAAGAGUUGAGAGAGUUCGUUAAGGAAAUUACUAUUAGCACCUUUCAGGAUUUUCCAUUGGAAGAUGAUUCAGAGAUUACGGAUGUUCCCACUGAAUCAAAUGUUAGGAAGGAUCUUAAUGAAUGGCAAGAAAAACAUGCCACUCUUGUUCUUUCCACGGUUAAGGAAAUAUCAAAAUUAAGAUAUGAGUUGUGCCCACGUAUUAUGAAAGAAAGGAAGUUCUGGAGGAUCUAUUUUAUUCUAGUUAACAGCCACGUGGCAGCCUAUGAGAAGCUAUACAUGGAAGAUGUUAAGCUCAAAUCUCAAGAACAGGUAAAGGAUGAUGGAGUGGAAGGAAGUUCAGAGGUUGAAAUAAUUCCUAAAUCAGGGGCAAAGGAAUCGAACCAGCAUCAGAGUAAGACUUCAACAUCCUUAACCAGGGAACAAGACUUGGAUGUAUUUCUCCUGGGUGGAGACAGUGAUGAAGGCCCAGAUAAAUCAGGUUUGUCAGAUGAUGGUGAUGAAGUAUUUGAUGAUGACUUUGACAAGAUGGCAGAUAGUUCGGAUGAUGAGAAAGAGAAAUCAGAAAAGAUCACUGAAGUGGCCAAGACAUGAUCAUUGCUGCACAGGUUUAAAAGAAAAUAAAAAUUGCCACGAUGAUGAAUGGAAUAAAUGUUUGUCCUUUUCUUCUCUUACCUUUUCUUUUUCUUUCCAAUCCUUAAUAUUUAUUUUCUAUCUUCCUUUUGCCUUUCUGGGGUGGGGAAACUGAGCCAUCUCUCUAUGUAAAGAAUGUUGUUUUAUUCUUUUAAUGUUUACUAUCGUUGUAAUCAUAAAUGUAAAUCUCAGUCAACUUAGUCAGUACCGAUCUGGCGAUCUCUCCUUGGGCGCAUUUGCUUUUGAGCUUUAUUUGUGUAGAUAUCCAGCUGACAGAAAAAUGGCAGAAUUUUUAGAUUGAUUAUAGAAGAAUUCAA
Messenger RNA from Pistacia vera, 1369 nucleotides. RefSeq lists its product as uncharacterized. The transcript is spliced from 6 exons. Lineage: Eukaryota; Viridiplantae; Streptophyta; Magnoliopsida; Sapindales; Anacardiaceae. The record is from RefSeq and is a predicted model, not a curated record. The coding region runs from base 108 to 1013 and encodes 301 amino acids.